AUGAUAUCUUUUUUGUUCAUUAAUGAUCAUUAUCAAAUUGGCCAUGCACAAGGUGAACAACUAGAUCGUUUAAUGGAUAAAAUCAAAAAAAUUGUUAUCGAUAUGUUAAUUGAAAAUGAAAAUAUGAAAACUGAAAUUUCAAAUUUACAGAUUGAAAAUGGAUCUCUCCGACAAGAAAUUCAACUUUUACAAAGCGAAAGAUAUGAAGCAAUUAAACGUAGAAUGAUUGGGGACAUUUUAGGACCUAUAGUUCAAGAAAUUCGAGGUACAAUGAUGGAUGACAAUGUUCCAAAUCAUUAUUAUUGUAAAUUAAUGAUUGUUGCUUGUUUAUUACAUGAAAAAGGUGAAACCAUCUCAUGGGAAAUUACAAAUUUCGAUCGGAUGAAUCAUCCAGUACAUUUUAAUGUUAAUGAAUUUAAUAAAAUGGAAUAUAUCAUUAAAAAUAAAAGUGAUUCGUUAAAUAUUGAUUAUAUUACUCUCUUGGAACUCAUCUUAAAGAAAUUCGAUCGCAAUGAAUUGGAGCACGAUUAUAUUAAAAAUUUUUUUACAAAUCGUUCACGUAGUCAAGCAUCAUUUAGUGAAUAUUUGGUAUCACUUGGUAUCACAGAUGCAUUAAGUACCAAUGAAAAGAUCUGUUUACAUGUAUUAUUCCAACACCAUUUCGUCGAUUAUUAUUAUGCUGGUCAAUAA
Molecule: messenger RNA, 690 nt
Organism: Rotaria sordida
Lineage: Eukaryota; Metazoa; Rotifera; Eurotatoria; Philodinida; Philodinidae
Source: the annotation of a GenBank genome assembly